Messenger RNA from Aricia agestis (brown argus), 482 nucleotides. Its product is annotated as short coiled-coil protein homolog. Gene Ontology annotation, cellular component: trans-Golgi network. NCBI's taxonomy places the organism in Eukaryota, Metazoa, Arthropoda, Insecta, Lepidoptera, Lycaenidae. Bases 66 to 473 code for a protein of 135 amino acids. The record is from RefSeq and is a predicted model, not a curated record. The transcript has 2 exons.
UAUUUCUAUUGAUCGACCUAAUUUGUUUAAACUUUUCCUCUAUAAUAUUAACAUUUAAACGUAAAAUGUCUUCAAUUAUUCAAAAAUGUAACGACGAUAACAUUCCACUAGCUGACGACGACCCCCAAGUUAUUAUAAACGACGAAGUCGACAACAAUCGUUUUGAUCAUGGACGCUCAAUGGAUUCUUUGCCGAGCUCCUACACUGGAGGCUCCUCCAGCCCUGGGCUAAACGGCCCUGCCAGUUUUGACCCCGAUUCUGGCAUUGAUGAGCAGGAGGAGAAAGCGCGCUUAAUAUCCCAAGUACUUGAACUACAGAACACGCUAGAUGACCUGUCCCAAAGAGUCGACUCUGUGAAGGAAGAAAAUUUGAAGUUGCGCUCAGAAAACCAAGUACUAGGACAAUACAUAGAAAACCUUAUGUCAGCCUCCUCAGUAUUCCAAUCUACUUCACCUAAUGGAAUAAAAAAGUGAACAUUAUAU